AUGUUUCAAUGGAUUUUUGGGAAAAGAUUAACUCCCCAAGAGCAAAUGAGGAGGAAUCAGCGUCAGUUGGAGAAAACGCAAAGAGAAUUGGAGCGUGAGAAAAUGAAAUUACAACAACAAGAGAAACAGCUUAUACGGGAUAUCAAGAAAAACGCCAAGGUUGGUCAGGUAGCAACCGUGAAGGUUCAGGCCAAGGAUUUGAUACGUACAAGGAAGCAGAUGGUGAAGUUUGAUAGAAUGAAGACACAAAUACAGGCUAUUUCGUUGAGGUUACAGACGAUGAGGUCUUCUACACAGAUGACCACUUCUAUGAAAAGUGCUACAAGGAUAUUGAGCGGUUUAAAUGGAAACCUCAAUCUGAAUCAGUUGGGUAGAAUCACCCAGGAAUUCCAGAAGUCGAUGGAUGUCAUGGACCAAAAGCAGGAAAUGGUGGAUGAUGUCAUGGAUGACAUGAUGGAUGACGAAUUAGAAGAAGAUGAUGAAGAAGAAGUUGACGAGGUGGUGAACCAAGUCUUGGAUGAAGUGGGUGUUGGGUUGCACGAUAAAUUAGGAGAAUCAGCCGUUCCUGAAGGGGGCAUCGAGUCAAAGAGUACUGAAGCUAUUCAAAAUAAACCCCAACUUGUUGGGGCCGAUGGUGGCAGUGCAGAUGAUGAUCUUCAGGCUAGGCUAGAUAGCUUGAAGAGAUGA
Messenger RNA from Brettanomyces nanus, 687 nucleotides. RefSeq lists its product as uncharacterized. The record is from RefSeq and is a predicted model, not a curated record. The coding region runs from base 1 to 687 and encodes 228 amino acids. The transcript has a single exon. Lineage: Eukaryota; Fungi; Ascomycota; Pichiomycetes; Pichiales; Pichiaceae. Gene Ontology annotation, cellular component: ESCRT III complex; multivesicular body. Gene Ontology annotation, biological process: protein transport; endosome transport via multivesicular body sorting pathway; late endosome to vacuole transport.